Molecule: messenger RNA, 4999 nt
Organism: Anarrhichthys ocellatus (wolf-eel)
Lineage: Eukaryota; Metazoa; Chordata; Actinopteri; Perciformes; Anarhichadidae
Gene: tead1b
Product: TEA domain family member 1b
Exons: 14
Coding region: 469-1863 (464 amino acids)
Biological process (GO): embryonic organ development; hippo signaling; regulation of transcription by RNA polymerase II
Cellular component (GO): transcription regulator complex
Molecular function (GO): RNA polymerase II cis-regulatory region sequence-specific DNA binding; DNA-binding transcription factor activity, RNA polymerase II-specific
Source: RefSeq, a predicted model, not a curated record
GACGCCACCUCUCGCUCCGCCCCGACGCAAACUCGCUCUUUGCGUUCAUUUCAUUCCUCUUCUCAUUCCGAGCAUUCUUCGCAUCUCUGUCAGUGCGCGAAGCGAUUCACCUACACCUUCCUGGCUGGCCCAGAAACACCAGAAUAACUUGACAUAGUAUUAAAAAAGAAAUACCCCGUAACAUCCCAUUACUCCAAAAAAAAAGGGACAUUUUUUUUAUAUGAGCUAUCAAUAACGAGUUGGCUCAGCCGGGACUUGUUGGAGAUCACGCAGGAGCAUUUUCGGACCACCUCGAAGAGGAAAACACGGUGGAGAGACUUGUUGCUUCAACGCGUUUUUGACGGUGAUCUUUAAUCGCCAUCGAAGUUUUGUGUCUCUCCCUAGUCUGCUCCAGGCUUCAGCUUGGAGAGCCCAACCGCCACGAUUGAUCCCAGCAGCUGGAGCGGCAGCGAGAGCCCUGCCGAGGACAUGGAGAGGAUGAGCGACUCGGCAGACAAGCCCAUGGACAAUGAUGCCGAGGGGGUGUGGAGCCCUGAUAUUGAACAGAGCUUCCAGGAGGCCCUGGCCAUCUAUCCUCCUUGUGGACGCAGGAAGAUCAUCCUCUCUGACGAGGGAAAGAUGUAUGGUCGAAAUGAGCUGAUAGCCAGAUACAUCAAGCUUCGGACCGGGAAGACGAGGACUCGGAAGCAGGUGUCUAGUCACAUACAGGUCUUAGCAAGAAAGAAAGUUCGAGAAAUCCACGCUGCCAUUAAGGUACGUCUGGCUUUGCCCAGUUGCAGGGGGCUUUUCAUUGCCAUGGUUACAGGCUCUUCCUUUGUUUUCCUCCCCUCCCCUACCCCGCAGGUGUCUAGUCACAUUCAGGUUCUUGCCAGAAGGAAAUCUCGUGAGUUUCAUUCCAAGCUAAAGGUUACAAACAUGGACCAAGCCGUGAAGGACAAAGCCCUCCAGAGCAUGGCCUCCAUGUCCUCGGCUCAGAUUGUUUCUGCCACGGCUAUUCACAACAAGCUGGGCCUGCCAGGCAUCCCACGCCCAGCCUUUCCUGGAGCAGGGUUAUGGCAGGGUAUGUUAUCGGCCGGUCAGCCAGGAUCCUCACAAGACAUUAAGCCUUUCACCCAGCAAGCCUAUCCCAUCCAGCCAGUCACAACAGCCAUUUCAAGUUACGAGUCCAUAGCAGCUCCAGCUCCAACGGCACCAGCAUGGCAGGGCCGCUCCAUCGGUACAUCUAAACUCCGACUGGUGGAGUUCUCCGCCUUCCUAGAGCAACAGAGAGACCCAGACACAUACAACAAGCACCUAUUUGUACAUAUCGGACAGACAAAUCAUUCCUACAGUGACGCCCUGCUGGAGUCUGUGGACAUUCGUCAGAUUUAUGACAAGUUCCCAGAAAAGAAAGGAGGACUGAAGGAGCUCUAUGGAAAAGGUCCCCAGAAUUCCUUCUUCCUUAUAAAAUUCUGGGCGGACUUGAACUGCAACAUUCAAAAUGAUACUGGAUCUUUCUACGGAGUCACGAGUCAGUACGAAAGCUCGGAGAACAUGACCAUUACGUGCUCAACAAAGGUCUGCUCUUUUGGCAAGCAGGUGGUUGAGAAAGUUGAGACUGAAUAUGCGCGGUUUGAGAAUGGACGCUUUGUCUACCGGAUAAGCCGGUCUCCCAUGUGUGAAUACAUGAUCAACUUCAUCCAUAAACUAAAACAUCUGCCAGAGAAAUAUAUGAUGAACAGCGUGCUGGAGAACUUCACUAUCUUAUUGGUGGUGACGAAUAGGGACACCCAGGAGACGCUGCUGUGUAUGGCGUGUGUGUUUGAGGUUUCAAACAGUGAGCACGGCGCCCAGCAUCAUAUCUACAGACUGGUAAAAGAAUGAGAGGCUCCGAGCCCCCCCCCCCCUGUUUUCAUGGACUUACCAACCUCAAGACAAGUGGCAGUGCCUCUACCUGAAAGUCACACCUACAAUGCUUUUUGGUCAUGGUAUCAGGUGAAGUCAGUUGUUCUAAAUUUGUUUUAAUAUAAAGUGUUUGUUAUUUGACUGCAGCUGUGAAUUGCGGUACAGUUGUUUUAUGUUUAAAUACGAGAAUUCUUGUUUCAAAUAUGUUGAGUUGGUCUCUGUUGGGUAUAAAUGUGGCCGUUUUUAAGGAAUUUACUAGAUUCAUUUGGUAAAUGGAAAUAUGUGUGUCGUCUUCUUCUGCUUUGUUAUGUAGAUUGAGAAAAAAAGGACUUUCAGCGGCCUGAUGUGGUCUGUGUAAUAUGUUUGAGUGUGUUUCGUGCGUCUGUAGUCCAUAAUUUGUGAGCGUACAUACUGUAGAUAUACAGACAUGCACCCACAGCCAAUAGAUUUUCCAAAGAAACUAACCUAACAAAACACUACAUGGACAGUUGACGCAAGUGGUUUUGAAUAUUGCAGAAUUACUGCUAUUUCUUUAAAGACAACUCUGCUUUCAGUAGUAUAUUUAUCCCUGUUGAAGCACUCCAAGUCUUAGACACUAACAACAGAAUUAUUGCACUGUGAAAAUACUAACAACAGUUUGCCUGCAUCUGCUUCCUAAAUGUAGGAAGUCCUACGACCUGCUAAGCAUUUCUGUGCUGCAAACAAGUCUUGUCUUUGUGACAACUGAUGGGAGAAUUUUAGAUUUCAGACGGGUGAAAGUACUGCGGAAAUUACUCAAAACAGACUCUCAUCUUGUCCAAAAGCACUUUGUUCUCCCGCCCAGACUUGCCUUAGUGAUGCUUACUUUUUUCUGUUACAGCUGUGGUUUUAAAUAAUCAGCACACUCUAAAUCACAUGUAGACAGAAGGCCUUGUUCAGUACGCUGUGGCUUUGCCCCCUGAAAGGCUCAGAAUACCAUUCCACUCUGGGAUGCUGGUGUGAAAACUCCCAAAGCAGAGUGGUGCUGCCUUCACGUUCACACUAUGUUCACAUGUUUCUGUGGCCUACGCCGAUCCCGAGCCUUAAACAUGUUAUAGCUGUGAGAACUCCAAAAGAUGCCCCUUAAACUGUGAUCUCUACGCAGGAAGACUCUUUUUAUGUUCGCAUUGUGUAAGAAAUUCACAAUCCCAUCUGCCAAAGUGUAGAUGUACAGUGCCUUAGAAUACACUCUAACAUUACCCUUUGCUUUGUUUUAAGUCUAAAAUCAGUUUUGUGGACAAACAGUCAAACUUAACUCACUGCUAUGUUACUUGGUACAUCUUCACAUCUGAGAAAUGAUGUUUCUUACAAUUGGUACACUCCUAGAAAUACAGUUUCUGUUGACGUUAUUAAAAGGCAGUGCUCUUCUGUUGAAGUGUGCAAAUGAAAGCUCAGAAAAAUGAUAACACGGUUAUAUUUUCCUCUAAUGCUGUAAAUGUUCCUAAUAUAUCAGCCUUUUUUCUAAGAGUGUACUAUAAACACAGACUGACUGCCUUUCCUGUCGUAAAAAAGACCAAAAAUACAGAGAUACAGUCAAUCUUUUGUCCUGUUCUGCAUGGUAGCAAGGAAGUGCCUUUGGUAUAAAAUGUCCAGCUUCGAAAAAGAUCAAACAGAAAUUACAAAUUCAAUGUUGCUAGACCAAAAAUGAGACAUACGUGAAACCAAUCACCACAUUGCCUUUUUAAAGGAUUAUUAUGAAAGCAGGAGGAAAGCUGGUUACUGGUAUAAACAAAAAUAGAUGAAUUAUAUAUUCACUUUCAUUGAUUUUGCAAAUUAUGUAUUUGACGAAAACCCAUUUCUUUGCUUGUGGUCAAAGACUGGAAGACCUGCUGAUAACGUACAGCCGCUGACUGCAUGCAGGAUGUCAACUCGUACGGACACCGCAGCUGUUUGCUCCGUGCACACUUGCAGGUUCAAGUGUUUUAAAAAAUAAAAAUAAAAAGGUUUUUGGAAACAUUAUGGUUUCCUCUCUCCUGCAUCCACGCGCUGGCACGAUGCGAAAACAUCACGAUGUUACCUUCGAUGAUGCAGCAGACACAGCUGUGACGUCCUCGAGGGGCCGACACAAGCUUUUAUAAUUUAUCUUUCAGAACGAAAAGGGACCGUUUAUUUAAUGAUCAUACACUACAAAAUUGUAUAACUUUUAAUGUGGUUGAAGUAAUUGUUUCCAAAACCUGUUUGAGAUGCUGUUUCAGAAACUCAUUUUUCACGGGUGCUAGUGUGGACGAGGCCGUUGAGGUUAAUGCUUUUCACCAUAAGGACCAUAGCUACUCAUACAAUUACAAAGUAUUUUAAUGGCAGAAGCUCUAAAUAAUUGCAGACAAUGUCUCUGGUGGAUGCAGAUAAAGUUCAAUCAAUCAUUCAGUAUUUUGUUUACGCUGUGUGUAUCUGUUCACAUUUAUUGAUUACUUAGUGAGAUGUUUUAUUAUUGUACUUGUAUACAGUUGUACUUGGUUUUGUGAUGACAUCGUCUGUAUAUUGCAAGCCCAAUAAGAUGAUAUAAUGAUGUUGCUGCUGCGCUGCUGGUACAUUUUGACAUGUCGUUUCAACACUCAAACAGCAGGACUGAUGCCUUCGAUGGCAUGAAUGUCUUGGUGGACCAUUUGAAGAGAGAAAAUGGACACAUGAAAAAAAUAAAAUAAAAUCAGCCAAGUCGAGGAAUCAUGAUAUAAACAUAUCAGCAGUUUAGCUCUUGUUAUUUGUAAUUCUGUCGAAAGAGUAGGUACUGGUACCUUUUUGUUUUAUGACCAUUUUCAGAUGGUGGCUUUAACGUGAUUCUUCACAUAGCUCACAUAUAGUUGUCAUACACACAUUUGGGUUUUGUGUGCAGAAUUGUUUUUUUUUUGUAAAAAGGUGCUUUGUACAAAACGAUAUAUCUUAGCUUUUCUUGGUACAGAUGUGUGAUAUCUUUUCGUAUCCAUGACGGUAAAGUGUUGGAGCAAAGGAGAGAAGAGACGCUCUGCUAUGUUUCCGUGUUCUGCAUUUGGUCUUGUCUUUGCUCCGUAACAUUUCGAUGCCUUCUUGAUAAUAGUUUUUUGUAGCUUUCUAGAUACUUUGUAUGUAUACAAUAUUGAAGUUAAAUAAAUCUGAAAAUAGA